UCCGUGGGGGCGUGUCCGCGGGGCGGGUCCCCGGGGGUCCCCGCGCGGCGCCGUCAUGGCGGGGGUGUUCGACAUCGACCUGGAGACCGAGGAGGGCAGCGACGGGGACGAGCCCGAGCUGGGCGCCGAGAUGGAGCUGGAGCCCCGGGGGAACGGCCUGGAGCCGGUGGGACACUACGAAGAGAUCGAGAUCUCGGAGAGCAGCGUCAACAACGGCCCCGAGCACAUCGGCCCCCACUGCUUCGAGCUGCUCCGAGUCCUGGGCAAGGGUGGCUACGGCAAGGUGUUCCAGGUCCGCAAAGUCCAGGGCACCAACACGGGGAAGAUCUUUGCCAUGAAGGUCCUGAAGAAGGCCAAGAUCGCCUGCAACGCCAAGGACACGGCGCACACCCGGGCAGAGAGGAACAUCCUGGAGGCCGUCAAACACCCCUUCAUCGUCGACCUCAUCUACGCCUUCCAGACGGGCGGCAAGCUCUACCUCAUCCUGGAGUGCCUCAGCGGUGAGGGAAGGGGGGCCGGGGGCCUGGGGGGCUCGGGGAGCCUGGGGAAGGCUUAG
Molecule: messenger RNA, 556 nt
Organism: Corapipo altera (White-ruffed manakin)
Lineage: Eukaryota; Metazoa; Chordata; Aves; Passeriformes; Pipridae
Product: ribosomal protein S6 kinase beta-2-like
Exons: 5
Coding region: 56-556 (166 amino acids)
Biological process (GO): protein phosphorylation
Molecular function (GO): ATP binding; protein kinase activity
Source: RefSeq, a predicted model, not a curated record